GUUCCGUUACUUAUGCCGUUCUAGUUUUUACGCUGCUUGGGCAUCGUUGAUUUGCUUUCCCCGAGAAGAUGGGAAAACGCCGGUUCCUUGAAUCUGCGGCUCGACAGUUGGCGGGAACGUGUCCAGCCCAAUCGCGAUUUUUGCUAUGGACACUCAGCAACAUAGAAGGCAAAAAGGAACAUCCUGUAAAUCCAAUGUGCUGCUACUGUUUCCAAUUUCUUUUUGCCAAUAACUAUAGAAUACGUCUGUUGCCCAAAAUGAAAAUAACAUCAAGGACAGAAAAAAUACUUAAUCUAGAAAAAAAAAACUACAGACUUAGUUUAAAGCAAACAAAGCUCUUGAGGAAGUACAAGGAAUCAAAGAAUGCCCUGCUAAUUACUUGCAAUUCGUGCAAAAAAACAACAAGGCAUUAUGGAAUGAGUAGAGAAGAAUACAACUUAAAAACACCAAAUUUGAAAAUAUCGUCAAACAGAAGUACACCUCUUAUCCAUAAGAACUCUGGAUCCAAAAGAGGGAAAUCAUCUUCAGGCCUCAGAACUAGUACAGUUGGAUUACCCAUACAUCAUUUCUCUAGGACACAGAAUAAAGCCAAAAUCCUUUCCAGUCAAUUAAAAAAAAUGCUUAACUUUGAAGAAGAUAAAAGCAAAAGGGGAAACUUGAAGAAUUUCUUAAUGUCACUUUAAAAACUUAAAAUAAGUAAGAGCCUAUAAUUACAACUGUACUACAUAAAACUGUAUUAUGCAAUGGGAAAUGCACCAUGAACAAAUAUGUAUACAUUGCACUGGAUAUAAAAAAUAUUUUGAGGGAUAAGAUAAAUUGGGUAUUCGCACCACAUAAGGAACAAAAAUGGGAAUAAUGUGAAUGUUUAAUUAUUACUACUUAUAUUAUUCAAAAUAUAUUCUCAAAAUAAAAUUGGUCUGAACUUAAAACUCACAACAUGUUGUUAUGGAAAAAUAAUAGCAAUAGCACAGACUUAUAUACUGCUUUGUAGUAUACAAAUCUUUACAGCCAUCUCUAAGUGGUUUACAGAGUCAGUGUAUUGCCCCCAACAAUCUGGGUCCUCAUUUUAUAAAAUACAGCUACAAAUUCUUCUCCAAACUCUAACCCUCAAAGGACCAGGAAAAUAUGUUUGAAAAACAUCUGGUUCAUUUCAUCUGAAAGGCUUUAAACUGAAACUAGAAGGGGAGGGAGAUCUUUAGGACCAAAACUCAAGCCUAAACACCAAGACAACCUGAACAAAGUGAAAGCAGUGUUUUAGGCUUUUAAGAGAGCUGAUUUCAACAAACUAAGAUUACAAAGGAUGAGUACAAAUCACCUGGACAAGAUGGCUUACAUCUCAAGGGUUCUGAAGGAGCUGGCAGAUGUAAUCUCAGAGCCACUGAAUGUAAUAUUUCAAAGCUCCUGUAAAACAAGGGGAACCAGAGCACUGGGAAAGAUCUGAUAGGGUUCCAAUCUAUCUCUCCCCCCACCCGCACCCCAAAAAUGUGGUAACAGAUCCAGGAAAUUAUAAGCCAAUCAGUUUGACAUCAAUACCUGGGAAAAUCCUUAAAAAAAUAAGAGGAUUUAUUAGCAUCUAGAAAUUAACAAGAUGAUUACUAGAAGUCAGUAUGGUUUUGUUAAAAACAGAUCAUGCCAGAUAAACCUUUAAUAAAGUGACUAGUGGACCUGUGAAUGCACCAGGCGCCAGCCAUGAGACUGCGGUUAGGGAAGUGAAAGUGGAGCCAGCUAAGCCUGUGUCCUAGAGAGCUGCUUAUUCCAAGAGAAUACUGCAAGAAAGUCAGAUAUGCUGACACCCCACUAUCCAACAGGCUCUGCUGCCCUACCAGCCAAUGAAUUGGGCUAUGGGCUAAGUUGUGGAAGCCAAAGAUGUAUUCUAUGAUGUCCAGGGAGAUGGAAGAAGUUAGGGGCUUAAUAGAUAAGAAUUUGGCCAGGGGUUUCAGCCAGCCAGCCAAAUCAAAGAAUGGUUCCCUGAGGAUGUGCAUGGAUUAUAGGGGGAUAAUUGUGUGUAGAACAUGUACCCGCUUCCCUCUCAUGAAAGACAUGUUGGGUUACUUGUCCAAAGGGAGAAUUUUCACUAAUCUGGACUUGAGGGAAGCGUACUAUUGAGUGAGGAUUAGGGAGAGGGAUGAGUGGAAGACUCUUCGACUGUCCCUUGGAAUGUUACCAAUUCUGGGUGAUGCUGUUUGGUACACAGGGGACUCCAGCUGUGUUCACGCAGUUGAUAAAUGAGGUCUUACAUGAAUAUCUGUACAAAGCAGUGCUGGUAUACCGUGAUGAUAUUUUAAUUUAUGAAAUAAAUGAGAAUGGAUGAGCACAUAAAGCUACGCUAUUUG
Molecule: messenger RNA, 2333 nt
Organism: Ahaetulla prasina
Lineage: Eukaryota; Metazoa; Chordata; Lepidosauria; Squamata; Colubridae
Gene: RMP24
Product: chromosome 4 C18orf21 homolog
Exons: 5
Coding region: 69-683 (204 amino acids)
Source: RefSeq, a predicted model, not a curated record